Messenger RNA from Eptesicus fuscus (big brown bat), 3874 nucleotides. RefSeq names its product adhesion G protein-coupled receptor D1 (gene ADGRD1). Gene Ontology annotation, cellular component: membrane. NCBI's taxonomy places the organism in Eukaryota, Metazoa, Chordata, Mammalia, Chiroptera, Vespertilionidae. Gene Ontology annotation, biological process: adenylate cyclase-activating G protein-coupled receptor signaling pathway; cell surface receptor signaling pathway. The transcript is spliced from 26 exons. Gene Ontology annotation, molecular function: G protein-coupled receptor activity. The record is from RefSeq and is a predicted model, not a curated record. The coding region runs from base 345 to 3062 and encodes 905 amino acids.
GUCCGUCCGGGAGGAGGACCCGUCGGCUCCAACCUGGACGGAGGCAUGCAGGCUGCGGGCUGAGCCGCCGAGCGCCGGCCGGGGCUCCCUCCCUCGAGGCUGGGCGCCUGCCCUCAGCCCCGACCUCUCCUGUCUGGAGCGUCUGGAGCGGCUCCUCGCCAUCCCCGCCCGCCGCGCCCGUCUCUGCGCCGCGGUGUCCAUCCCGGAGACGCUCAGGUCCGCAGACGGAAGACCACGCGCCGACCCUCGCGGCUCCCCACGCAGCACAGAAGCGGGUUCCGUCUCCUCUUCCAAGAACCCGGGACAACGUCCCUCUCCCAGGGACGCGGGGGGAGCGGGGCGCCAUGAGGGAGCCGCCGCGUCCGCGUCCCCGCUGGCCCUCCUGGCUGCUGAUACUUUGCUGCAGUUUCCAGGUGCGCCCGGCCCUGUCCAGCUUGCAGGCCCAUCCAGGGUUCAAGGUCUUGCUCACCGCCUCCCACUACUGGCCCCUGGAGCACGUGGACGGGAUCCAUGAGCUGCAGGAAACGGCUGGAGCAUGGCGAGCACGCAACCUCACCGUGCCCCCUUCCCAUAACGCUACCUUUGUGCCCACCAAUGACUCUGCCUACUCAAAUGCCUCCGCGACCGUAGACCUCGUGGAGGGCAAGGUGAGCAAGGGUAUCUACCUGCGGGAGCAGAAGGGCGUCUCGCUGCUCCUCCACGGGCGCUACAAGGCCUCCUGCCUCAGCAGCCCCGCCCAGUGCGGCCCCGAAGGGGUCACCUUUUCCUUCUUCUGGAAGACACACGGGGAGCAGGCCCGGCCCCGGCCCUCGGCCUACGGGGGGCAGGUCAUCUCCGACGGGUUCAAGGUCUGCGCCAGCGGCGGCCGGGGCUCCGUGGAGCUGUACACGCCCGACAGCUCCCGCACGUGGGAGGCCACCUUCAGCCCGCCAGGGCCCCACUGGACCCACGUCCUGUUCACCUGGAAGCCGGAGGAGGGCCUGAAGGUCUACGUCAACGGCUCCCUGAGCACCUGGGACGCCCGCGGGAAGGCGUCUCCCGCCUACGGGGAGCCCAGCGCCAGCCUGGUCCUCGGCUCCGAGCAGGACCAGGCCCGGCGCUACGAGAACGGGGCGUUCGACGAGUUCGUCAUCUGGGAGCGGGCGCUGACCCCCGAGGAGGUCGCCAUGUACUUCACCGCGGCCGUCGGGAGGCACGUCUGGCUGUCCACACCCCCGAGCCUCCUCGCGACGCCCCCGGCCAGCACCCUGGUGCCCCCCAACGCCUACCGCCCCGUCAUCACCCGCCUGACGGAGCAGAGGGGGCGCUCCCCGAGCCCGGGCGUCGUCCUGAGUUCCCUCCAGAACCUGUCGCUCAGCCUGCCCGCCAGGGCCCUGUCCGCGGACACCGCGCGGAACCUCACGGAGACUUUCCUGAAGACGGUGGGGGAGGUGCUGCUGCCCAGCUGGACGUCCGUGUCCGAGGACAACGCCGUGGUGCUGGGCCUGAUCGAGACCGUGGACGUGGUCAUGAGCCACAUCUCCUCCAACCUGCAGGCCAGCGAGCCGCAGGUCGCCAUCGCCGGCUCCUCCUCCGUGGCAGAGUUCUCCGUGGCCAAGCUCCUGCCCACGGCCUUGAACUCCUCCCACUACCGCUUCCCGGCCCAGGGCCACAGCUACAUCGAGAUCCCCCAGGAGGCCUUCACCAGCCACGCCUGGACCACCAUCGUGGGGCUGCUCUACCACACGAUGCACCGUUACCUGAGCAACAUCCGGCCGGACCGCACCCGGAUCGCGGAGGCCGCGGCGUACGGGAGCUGCCCGCUGUCGGCCGCCAGCUACCUCAUCUCCCUGGAGGUGGUGCCGCCGCCCACGCUCUCCCAGAACCUCUCGGGCUCCCCGCUGACCACCAUCCGGCUCAGGCACAAGCUGACGAGCAGGCAGCACCGCGAGGCCACCAACGCGACGAACCGCGUGUUCCUGUACUGCGCCUUCCUGGACUUCAGCUCCGGGCACGGCGUCUGGUCCAACGAGGGCUGCGUCCUGGUGGAGGGGAACCUGGGCUACUCCGUCUGCCGCUGCACGCACCUCACCAACUUCGCCAUCCUCAUGCAGGUGGUGCCGCUGGAGCUCACGCGCGGACACCAGGUGGCGCUCUCGUCCAUCAGUUACAUCGGCUGCUCCCUGUCGGUGCUCUGCCUGGCCGUCACCCUGGCCACCUUCGCGAUGCUCUCCUCGGUCAGCACCAUCCGGAACCAGCGCUACCACAUCCACGCCAACCUGUCCUUCGCCGUCCUGGUGGCCCAGGUCCUGCUGCUCGUCAGCUUCCACUGCCAGCCGGGCACAGUCCCGUGCCAGGUGCUGGCCAUGCUGCUGCACUACUUCUUCCUGAGCGCCUUCGCCUGGAUGCUGGUGGAAGGGCUGCACCUCUACAGCAUGGUCAUCCGGGUCUUCGGCUCCGAGGACAGCAAGCACCGCUACUACUACGGGAUCGGCUGGGGGUCCCCGCUGCUGAUCUGCGUCAUCUCCAUCUCCUGUGCCCUGGACAGUUACGGGACCACCAACAACUGCUGGCUGUCCCUGCACAGCGGAGCCAUCUGGGCCUUCGUGGCCCCUGCCCUGCUGGUCAUCCUGGUGAACAUCGGCAUCCUCGUCGCCGUCACCAGGGUCAUUUCCCAGAUCAGCGCCGACAACUACAAGGUCCACGGGGACCCCAGCGCCUUCAAGUUGACGGCGAAGGCCGUGGCCGUGCUGCUGCCCAUCCUGGGCACCUCCUGGGUCUUCGGGGUGCUGGCCGUCAACAACCAGGCCGUGGCCUUCCAGUACGCGUUCGCCAUCCUCAACUCCCUGCAGGGCUUCUUCAUCUUCCUCUUCCACUGUCUCCUGAAUUCCGAGGUGAGAGCCGCCUUCAAGCAUAAAACCAAGGUCUGGUCCCUCACGAGCAGCUCCAGCCGCAACGCCAACCCGAAGCCCUCCAGCUCCGACGUGAUGAACGGGACCCGGCCGGGCACAGCCUCCUCCAAGCUCAGCCCCUGGGACAAGAGCAGCCAGUCCGCCCACCACACGGACCUGUCCCCCGUGUGAGCCGAGGCCACGCAGCACCGGGCCGGCCCGCCACUCAGAGCACCGCCCCCGACAGCACGCGAGACGCACCCCGCCUCUGCCCGCGGGACCCGCUCCUCAUCGCCGUCCGGCCGCGGGGUCCCCGUGACAGCAGGCCACCACUCCGCCCGCAGCCUGUUCACAGCGAGGGCGGACCCCCCGGCUCGGCCCCCCCAUGGCCGAGUGACAGCCCUGGGGGCGCCCCGGAACCCGGCGGCCUGCUGACCUGCACCCUGGGCCUCCCCGCGGACCUGUGACUGAGCUCGAGGCCCAGCGGCCCAGCACAGGAGGCGGCUGAGCGUCUGCUCCGGGAAGGGGACUCGGACCACGGAGCCGGGUCCUGCUGGGGGUUCAGGCCCCCACGCAGCCCCAGAGGGUCGGGCCGAGGCAGAUGGGUGCGUGGGAGAGAGCGAGGAAUGUCAACCUGCUGAACCCACCCAAGAACCGGCUCCCUACGCCCCUCCGUGCGGCGACGUAGGUGGGAGGCCUGUGCUGGGUCCUCGCUGACGCCCAGGCCGCGGCUGACACGCUGGCCGCUGAGUUCCCGGGGCUUCGGGCCACGGCUGCUCCUCAAACCGCCCCUCACGGGCGCGGACGCUUUAGACUCGACGUCGGCCUCCGAUCUCCCCCUUUCCGACGCUUCCCUCCCGUUCGCCGUGGGCGCCCACCAGGGCCCCGUCCGGAUGUUUUCCGAGGCCUGACUUCCCCAUGCCGCUCGCCACGGCUUCCCGUCGCUCACGCCCAGUCGCCCUGCCCGGGCACCCCGGCUGCUUCCUGUCGCCAAGAAGGCUGGA